CAUAUUACAUAAACAAAACAAUCGGAGCCGUCAGAACCGGAGCGAUCCUCUUCCGAGUGAUUUUCCUUCAAAAAGCUUGAAUCUUUCUUCCUACCCAAACACCUUCUUUCUCGUAUCUACAAAAAACAGCGAAUCAAAGGAAGACAGAAAGAAAAGAAGGAUUUUCAUAUUUCCAGAAAAAAAAAAGACAAUAAAUACAAACGUAAGCGAGACAAUUUAUAGCUCUUCGGCGGUUGUGCCGUGAUAAAAUUGGAAAGAGAGAGAGAGAGAGAUUUUUUUUUUUUUUUUUCCUAAGAAAAAAAGAAAAGGAAAAUGAAAAAGCAUCUGACGAUAGUAUUGGGUUGUUGGGAUUUUUAACUAUUCUACCUUUUUAUAUCUUUUAUUUUUUUGGCUCGUGAAUCCGUGUGUUUCAGCAUCUCUUAAUGAUCAUUUUGGAAAUCUGAAUUUUGCGUUUGAGAAUUAAAAAGUUUUCGGUUUCUUUGGGUUAGCGAUUUUGGGGAAGAAGAAUUUUAGGAGCUAGGGCAUCAAUGUGGUUCUGAUUUGUAAAUGUGGGAAAGGAAUAGUUUGAAUUGGGCAAUUGGGAUUUUCGGAAUUGGUCGAUGAAGCUGCGAUGUGGUGUUUAGCAGAGAAAUGGAGGAUAGAUCUGAGGUUAUACAGGUUCGGUGCGAUAAGCUUCCUGCUCCUCCCAGGACUCGUUUACAGGUCUGGUUCAUUCGCGUUUGCUCCAGCAUUGUGGUCUGGACGUGUUUGUUUCAGAUAGUAGUUGUUGGGGAGCUAUGGCAUCCGCAUUUACUCUACAAAAUUACAAAUCGGAUAUCACAGAUAACCCAGCUUCCACUUCGUGUGGAAGUUGCCGUUCAAUCCCCACCGUCUCUCCCUCCCGCAAGAAAUUAUACUAGUAAUGGUUUUCUUAGAGUGUCCUGCAAUGGGGGCUUGAAUCAAAUGCGUGCUGCGAUCUGCGACAUGGUGACUGUUGCACGGUUUUUGAAUCUUACAUUGGUUGUUCCGGAGCUCGAUAAAGCAUCUUUCUGGGCUGAUCCAAGUAAUUUUGAAGAUAUCUUUGAUGUGAAACAUUUCAUUGAGUCACUGAGAGAUGAAGUCAGAAUUGUCAGAAGGCUGCCUAAAAAAUUUCACAGGAAAUAUGGAAUCAAGCCACUCGAGAUGCCUCCUAUUAGUUGGUCAAAUGAGAAGUACUACAUGCAACAGAUUCUUCCACUUUUCAGCAAGCAUAAGGUGUUACAUUUUAACAAAACAGAUGCACGCAUGGCAAACAAUGGAUUACCUCUUGAUCUUCAGAAACUCAGGUGUCGUGUAAAUUUCCAGGCACUGAAAUUCACAUCUCAGAUUGAGACAUUGGGGUACAAAUUGAUUCGUAUGCUUCAAGAAAAGGGACCUUUUGUUGCUUUGCAUUUAAGAUACGAGAUGGACAUGUUAGCCUUCUCAGGUUGUACUCAUGGAUGCAGUAAAGAAGAAUCUGAGGAGCUUAAACAAAUGAGGUAUGCAUACCCUUGGUGGAGAGAUAAAGAGAUAGAUUCUGAAUUGAAGAGAUCGCAAGGUUUAUGUCCUUUAACUCCAGAGGAGACAAUAUUAGUUUUGAAAGCAUUGGGUUUUGAUAAGGACACACAGAUCUAUAUAGCAGCUGGUGAGAUUUAUGGUGGUGAGGGGAGACUUGCAGCACUAAGAUCAGCAUUUCCUCGGAUUGUCAAAAAGGAAAAACUUCUUGCACCAGAGGAAUUGCAGCAAUUCCAAAAUCAUUCAUCUCAAAUGGCAGCUUUGGAUUUUAUGGUUUCAGUUGCCAGCAACACUUUUAUUCCAACCUAUGAUGGAAACAUGGCGAAACUUGUUGAGGGCCAUCGGAGGUACCUUGGGUUUAAAAAAACCAUCUUACUUGAUAGGAAGAGACUUGUAGAAUUGUUGGAUAUACAUCAUAAUGGGACACUUCCAUGGAAAGAAUUUGCAGAUUCUGUACAAUCGGCUCAUGAGAGAAGAAUGGGACAACCAACUCGACGGAAAGUUAUCAUGGACAAGCCGAAAGAGGAAGACUAUUUCUAUGCAAAUCCUCAGGAGUGCCUGUGUGAGGAAACAAGCUGUGAUGACUUGCUUAGCCCUGGUAACUCAAGCGGAAAGGGAUGAAUUCAAGCAGCCAAAUUAGCAGUCAUCUAGGAUUUGUUGCACGGAAAGCUUCCAAGCUAGUAAGAUGAACCCCCCACGUCGCAUUUCAUAACAGAAAAGCCUUUAAUCACCAUGUAUACACACACAAACACAUCAGAAUUUUGUAGGAAAAUGGCAUAAAGGACGCUUGAUUUUCCAUCUGAAAAUGUGGUAUUCAUUCUUUUAAUGUUCAUAUAUUUAAUAUAUAUAUAUUUGUUGUCCUCA
Messenger RNA from Ziziphus jujuba (common jujube), 2376 nucleotides. Its product is annotated as rhamnogalacturonan I rhamnosyltransferase 1. Gene Ontology annotation, cellular component: chloroplast; cytoplasm. Lineage: Eukaryota; Viridiplantae; Streptophyta; Magnoliopsida; Rosales; Rhamnaceae. The record is from RefSeq and is a predicted model, not a curated record. The transcript is spliced from 8 exons. Bases 631 to 2133 code for a protein of 500 amino acids.